This is a messenger RNA of Abrus precatorius (Indian licorice), 1159 nucleotides long. RefSeq names its product thioredoxin-like protein 4B. The transcript is spliced from 9 exons. The record is from RefSeq and is a predicted model, not a curated record. Gene Ontology annotation, cellular component: spliceosomal complex; U5 snRNP; U4/U6 x U5 tri-snRNP complex. Gene Ontology annotation, biological process: mRNA splicing, via spliceosome. Lineage: Eukaryota; Viridiplantae; Streptophyta; Magnoliopsida; Fabales; Fabaceae. Bases 452 to 907 code for a protein of 151 amino acids.
GAACCAGCUGCAUUUGCGGCGAAGCCAACGACUAUUAUCGCUUGGGAGCCCAUGGGUUCGAUCAAAAGGCCCGAAGCCUGGUUCGUCAAGAUCGCUUGCACCAUCGUCGUUCGCUCCAACUCGCUCGAACGCUUCUUCGGCUAUUUCAAAACAAGUUGCGCAUUAACAAUCACUCUCAUUGGGCUUAAGCAGAAGCCGUUUCCGAUGCAAACAAAGCUAUUCAAUUAAGCCCUUCAUUGCCCAAAGCCUAUCUUCGUAAAGCGACCGCUUGUAUUCAACUCGAAGAAUAUCAUACUGCAAAGGUAGCACUACAAAACGGUGCCUCUUGCACAGGAUGAUUCCAGAUUCACCAAGUUGAUUCAAGACUGUGAUCGAUAUAUCGCAGGUAUACAGGAUACCAUCAUUUUGUUUGAGCCAGUUGAAGUUGUGUUGAUGUAAUUUCAUCUAGAGAAUGAAUUACCUGUUAACAACAUUGUCAAAGAAGAUAGAGGUGGAUUCCAUCAUCAGGGACACCAUUGAUAAGGUCCUCGUCCUUCGCUUUGGUCGUGCCUCUGACCCUGUCUGUCUCCAGCUCGAUCAAAUUCUUUCUAAAGCAGCAAGGGAUGUGUCCAAGUUUGCAACUGUGGCACUUGUUGAUGUUGACUCCGAGGACAUUCAAGUCUAUGUCAAGUACUUUGACAUCACUUUGAUACCAUCUACAGUGUUUUUCUUCAAUGUCCAUCACAUGAAAAUGGAUUCUGGGACUGCGGAUCAUACUAAAUGGAUUGGUGGUUUUCACAGAAAGCAAGACUUCAUAGAUGUUGUAGAGGCAAUAUUUCGAGGAGCAAUGAAGGGAAAGCUUAUUGUGAAUUGUCCUCUCCCGCCUGAACGUAUACCGAAAUACCAGUUACUGUACAAGGAUGUCUAAAACUUAACAACCCUCCUCUCCUUUGAUGUAUAUGUCCAGGAUCUGUAUGUUGUGCGCGUGGUAUAUAUUUUGAUUUGGAUCAUCUUAUGUUACUUGCAUGAAGUUGGUGAAGGACAGAACCGUGAAGAAUUGACAUUGGUGAAGUUCAAAUCCACAUGCAAGGUUGAUAUUAUGACAUGGAAAAAUGUUUAUACAAUGUUAAAGUCGCGUAUGUCCAAAAAAACCUAUGCAUCCAAUUUAUCUUUUAAAAUU